GAGAGCGGCGGCGGGUGCAGGCGUCGGAACGGAGGGCGGAUUUUGGCUCCGCGGGCGCGCCCUCCGCUCCUUCUCGCAGCCGCGCCAUACGCCUAGUGGGGCAGGCGGCAGGGGAAGAGGAGCCAGGACCCUCUCCCCCGGCCUCUGGAGCUGCCGGAGUUCGGACUUCUGCAACUGUUGACACUUUGGGGCUCCGGUUCUGUUUUUGGCUGUUUACCUUUCUCUUCUGGCUGCCUGGAAAUCCAGGCUCCCGUCCGCCCUCCGCCCUCGCGCGCCCACCCAGCGCCGCCUGGGAGCGGCCCGGCGCGCACUCGGCAACAUGAGGAGACUUGGGACAUGCCUGGCGACUUUGGCCGGACUUUUGCUAACUGCAGCAGGGGAGACGUUUUCAGGUGGUUGCCUUUUUGAUGAGCCAUAUAGCACCUGUGGUUAUAGUCAAGCUGAAGAUGAUGACUUCCACUGGGAGCAGGUGAACACCUUGACCAAACCAACUUCUGAUCCAUGGAUGCCAUCAGGCUCUUUCAUGCUGGUGAACACAUCUGGGAGACCUGAGGGGCAGAGAGCCCACCUCCUCUUACCUCAGCUGAAAGAAAACGACACCCAUUGCAUUGAUUUUCACUAUUUUGUAUCCAGCAAGAGUAACACUGCUCCUGGGUUACUCAAUGUCUAUGUGAAGGUCAAUAAUGGGCCCUUGGGGAAUCCUAUCUGGAACAUAUCUGGAGACCCUACCCGCACGUGGAACAGGGCAGAACUGGCCAUUAGUACAUUCUGGCCUAAUUUUUAUCAGGUGGUUUUUGAAGUGAUAACUUCUGGACAUCAAGGCUACCUUGUUAUUGAUGAAGUGAAGGUAUUAGGACAUCCGUGCACCAGAACUCCCCACUUCCUGCGGAUUCAGAACGUGGAAGUCAAUGCAGGCCAGUUUGCCACCUUCCAGUGCAGCGCCAUCGGCCGGACCGUAGUGGGUGACCGGCUCUGGUUGCAGGGCAUUGAUGUGCGCGAUGCUCCUCUCAAGGAAAUAAAGGUGACUAGUUCCCGGCGAUUCAUAGCUUCCUUUAAUGUCAUGAACACAACAAAACGAGAUGCUGGGAAGUACCGCUGCAUGAUUCGCACCGAAGGAGGUGUUGGAAUAUCAAACUAUGCAGAAUUGGUAGUUAAAGAGCCUCCCGUUCCCAUUGCUCCACCUCAGCUUGCCUCCGUGGGGGCAACCUACCUUUGGAUUCAACUCAACGCCAACUCCAUCAAUGGGGAUGGGCCCAUUGUCGCCCGAGAGGUGGAGUACUGCACAGCAAGUGGGAGCUGGAAUGACCGACAGCCAGUGGACUCCACGAGUUACAAAAUUGGGCACCUCGACCCGGAUACGGAGUAUGAGAUCAGUGUGCUGCUCACCAGGCCGGGGGAAGGUGGCACUGGGUCUCCUGGGCCAGCCCUCAGAACCAGAACAAAGUGUGCCGGUGAGUAAGGGGCACCUGGGACGAGUCCUUAGCAU
Leptonychotes weddellii (Weddell seal) is the source of this 1486-nucleotide messenger RNA. The record is from RefSeq and is a predicted model, not a curated record. Lineage: Eukaryota; Metazoa; Chordata; Mammalia; Carnivora; Phocidae.